UUGGAACUCAGUGUCGGAUCUGUCACUUGCACUGGGAGUUGUCAGACUGCUCAGUACUUGAGCAAAGUGAAAGCAAAGGAAAGACUGUGUGCUGUGCUCUCUGCCUCCCCCAAGAGUGCAGUACCCGGCUCUGUACGUGAAGGUAACAAAGUACUGCAACUUUUUAUAGGGGUGUGUGUACAUGUGUAUGUGUGUAUGUACAUGUAUCUGUGUGUGUGUCUGCAUGUACAUGUGUCUGUACAUGUGUGUAUCUGUACAUGUGUCCGCGUGCACGUACAGGUGUCUGUGUGCAUGUGUCUGUGUGUGUGU
Staurois parvus is the source of this 309-nucleotide messenger RNA. Lineage: Eukaryota; Metazoa; Chordata; Amphibia; Anura; Ranidae. The record is from the annotation of a GenBank genome assembly.